AUGGACCCUCUUCUCGCCGAAGCAGCCGCAGCCACGUCCAAAACUCCCACCCCGCCCAACUCGCCCCCACCAGUCCAACCAGGCCGCCUAUUUGCGAUUGGCGACAUCCACCUCUCCUUCAAGGGCAACCGCGAGGCUCUUGAGAAGCUCCUUCCACACCCAAACGAUGACCUGAUCUUGUGUGGCGACGUGGGCGAAAGUGUCGAGCACUGCCAAUUGGCUUUCACAAAGGCAAAAGAAUGCUUCCGACGCGUCUUCUGGGUCCCGGGCAACCACGAGCUCUACACGCUGCCGUCACAGAAAGAGCAUGGAGCACGAGGCGAGGCCAAGUACAUGGAGUGCGUUAGCGUCGCACGGCAACUGGGCGUCAUCACACCAGAAGAUGAAUACACGCUAUGGGAGGGCGAAGGAGGGCCAUGCUUGAUUGCGCCCAUCUUCACGCUGUAUGACUACAGCUUCCGCCCAGAUCAUGUCAAGCUGGAAGAUGCGCUCGCAUGGGCUCGCGAGCAGGACAUUGAGGCAACGGACGAGCACCUGCUGCAUCCGGAUCCGUAUGCCUCGCGCAUCGAGUGGUGCCAUGCGCUCGUCGACAAGACGGAAGAAAAGCUCGCUGCAGCCGUGGCAGGGCAUCCAGGCGUCGAGGUGGUCAUCAUAGGCCAUUGGCCGCUGCGCCAGGAUCUCGUCCUGCUGCCCAACGUGCCACGCUUCUCCCUGUGGUGCGGGACCAAGAGGACAGAAGACUGGCACAAGAGGUUCAACGCAAAAGUGGUUGUGAGUGGGCAUUUGCACAUUAGGCGCACCGACUGGGUGGAGAAGACGCGAUUUGAAGAGGUGAGCUUUGGCUACCCGCGCCAAUGGAAGGACUGUCAAGAUCGCGGGCUGGACAUGAACGACCUGCUACGAGAAAUCCUUCCUGGACCGGAGACGCCGCCUGCUGACCAACAUGGCACUAUUUUCAGACGAUAUGGAUGA
Messenger RNA from Plenodomus lingam JN3, 972 nucleotides. RefSeq lists its product as uncharacterized. Lineage: Eukaryota; Fungi; Ascomycota; Dothideomycetes; Pleosporales; Leptosphaeriaceae. Gene Ontology annotation, molecular function: hydrolase activity. The record is from RefSeq and is a predicted model, not a curated record.